AUACCAAGCAAUAAGCACUAGUAUACUCUCAAGUCUCAUUUAUCUAUCAUUUAAAAAAUUCCCACCAUUUCCAAACAACACUUAAGAAAAACCCAAGAAAUGAAAAACAUCAUGCAACAAUCUAUCAUUUCCUCCUCAUUCCUUCUUCUAGCAAUUACUUUCUACACCAGCACCACUUUAGCACAACUCUCACCAAUUCAACCUCCAACAACAUCAUCUUCAUCGCCGCCAUUACCAGCAGUAGCAUCACCACCAUUACCAACAACAGCCACAGCACCAUCACCAGGACUAAACACAGUUCCACUUGUACCAACAACACCAACCGGUGCUCCAUCACCCACCAUCAUCCCAAAAGGACCCACCAUUGACAUACUCAACAUUCUUCAAAAAGCCAAAAGAUUUUCCGUUCUAAUCCGUCUUCUCAAGACAACACAAUUAAUCAACCAACUCAAUUCACAGCUAGUAUCAUCACCAUCAGGCUCAGGAGGAUUAACCAUUUUUGCACCAGAAGACAGUGCAUUCUCAAAACUCAAAGCCGGUUUCCUCAAUUCUCUCAAUGAUAGACAAAAAGUUGAACUCUUACAGUUUCACUCUCUCGCUUCCUUCAUUGCAAUCUCAAACUUCGAUACCUUAACCAACCCUGUGCAAACACAAGCCGGUGAUGAUGCUAGGCUUCAACUUAACGUCACUACUUACGGUGGAAACCAAGUUAGUAUGGCUACCGGAGCCGUCAAUGCUAGUGUUACCGGCACUGUUUAUACUGAUAGCAAACUUGCUAUUUAUCAAGUUGAUAAGGUGCUUCUUCCUCUUGAUCUUGUUCUUCCUGCUAAGGCUCCGGCUCUAGCUCCUGCUCCCGGACUUGCUAAGGGUUUGCCUAAGGCUGGAAAAACUAACUCUUCGGCUUUAGAUGAUGGUAGUGGUGCUGGUAGUGAUGAUGGUGAUACAAAGGAUUUACCUGCAGAAGCUUCUGGUGCAGUGUCUUCGACGAUGUGGGUGAAUGUUGCUGUUGGAAUCGGUUUGGCUGCCGGAGUUUUCCUAUAAGGCGGGUUAUAUGGAUGGGUUCAAUGUUUUGUUUUUAAGGUUUUGUUUUGUGUGAGUGAUUCUGUUUUCAUUUGAGGUUCUUUUACUAUUUAUUCUUAUUUUUUAGUAACUUUGUAUUUGUGUUUGUUUCAUGGAAUAUUGGAGUUCAAUUUAUACAAGAGGGGCUUAGGCCCUGUAAAUAAUUUUUC
Trifolium pratense (red clover) is the source of this 1229-nucleotide messenger RNA. RefSeq names its product fasciclin-like arabinogalactan protein 11. NCBI's taxonomy places the organism in Eukaryota, Viridiplantae, Streptophyta, Magnoliopsida, Fabales, Fabaceae. The record is from RefSeq and is a predicted model, not a curated record. The coding region runs from base 100 to 1041 and encodes 313 amino acids. The transcript has a single exon.